AUGGCGCGAGUGCGAGUGCGACGGGCGAAGAAAAUAAGAACAUUGGCUAACAUCACGAGGAGGGACGACGAGAGGCAGGAACGCGAAGAACGUGGCCUUCCUCCCGAGAUCCUGGAGUUAAUAAUGUCCCGACUAAACCUCCUCGAAAACAUACGCGCCUCAGCUGUCUCCACCCGGUGGCUGGCUUCCGCCGUUUCCGUCCGGCGGACCAAGCCCCAUCCGUUUCUCGUGCACAUCCCAAAACGGGGGGAUUAUUUCGAGUUGUACGACCCUUCAGCCUCCAUCUCGUAUCUCUGUGAGUUCCCCGAGAUCCGGAAUUCCCGGGUCCUCUACUCCAAUGAUGGGUGGCUCCUCCUCAACCACCCCUUCACGCUGACUCUCUUCUUCUUCAGCCCCUUUGAACGUGCCACCCGACCGAUCCCUCGGCCAUGGGCGACGAGGAGCAUGCCCCUGAGCACCGCCUUCACUUCGACUCCUUACUCCACCAGCCUCAUCGUCUUCACCAUCUCCCAGACCAUUCUCAACAUCACCAUCGCCUUUUGGCGGCUUGGGUGGGAACAAUGGAAGAUUAUCACCUUCGCGAGGCCCCUGCACCACUUCUAUAGCGCGUGGGUCCAGAUUGUCUACAGCAGCGGCUGCUUCUACUGCCUGAGCUUGCAGGGGCAGCUGGGGGUGUUCGACCCGGUUACCUUCACCUGGUCAGUCCGUAACAUCGUGCCACCUAUCUGCCUGGGAGUUCAGGUUCUCGGUAACCCGUGGCGUGCGAGGUUCAUGGCCGAGCUCGCGGGGGAGCUUUACGUCGUGUGUACGGGCCCGGGGCCUGGCCCGGUUGUUUAUCGGGUGGGUUGGGAGAAUGGGAAGGAGUGGCUGCCCUUGGGGGGGUCGCUGGAGGGAGUGGCGCUGUUUGUCAACGGCUUGAGAUCUCUGGCGAAGGUGGACGUGGCGAUGCCCACUGCGGGUAGGAUUGUCUUUUCUAAGGUGAAGUUCCAUGGGGCCCGGUGUGUGAUGUACUCUCCCGGUCAGAAGAGGUACUACCCGGACUCAAAGAUGCGUCUUGACUGGAGCAAAGAGGAACCCCAUCGGAACAUAUGGAUUGACAGGCCCGAAAACAUCGAGGAGUGCAUAUAA
Molecule: messenger RNA, 1128 nt
Organism: Striga hermonthica
Lineage: Eukaryota; Viridiplantae; Streptophyta; Magnoliopsida; Lamiales; Orobanchaceae
Source: the annotation of a GenBank genome assembly